AUGGCUGCAACGACAGAGCAAGAAAAAGAAGGCUCGCCUGUAGCUAAAGUGCCUCGACUAGAUAUGAAGCAAGCAUUUAGGAUAAACCCAAUACUACAUUAUGAUAUUGAACGGAUUGAAACACCAUUAGAACAAUUUUAUGUAGUAGAGUUACAGAACAAGAAAGACAUUGGCAAGAUACUAACAUUUGCACCAGAAAUAGAUACUGCUUUCAAUCAUUUGAAAAGGGUAGAUAAAACAGGGAGGGUUUUGAUACAAUCAGCAGAAUCAAGACUAGAAAAUGAUGUCAGAGAAUCUUUACUGAGUAAAUCAGAAGGUUCACGAAUAGAAGUAGCUUCGGUUCCCAAGUUGAAACCCAUUACUCGGAGACAAUUCGACUGGGCGAAACAGUAUUGGUCAACUUCUUUCCAUCCCAACAAGGAGACAGAAGAGUUAUUAGACGGAGGAUAUUUUUGCUAUGAAAAGUCGAAUUAUGUGAGAAAAUGGAUUAAUGUUGCUAAUGAUGCUGGCUGUGUUGUGGUGCAGAACGGACAAGAACUUGCGAGAGGAUCACAGGGAACCAAACUACUUUCACACCCUGUCAUGAAUAUGGUGGAAAUGCUCGCCAAAAUGGAAAGAGAGCAAAAUGAUUACUUGGCAACAGGAUGUGAUGUGUUCCUUCGUAAAGAACCAUGUGCCAUGUGUUCGAUGGCACUCGUACAUUCUAGAGCACAUCAGGUGUUUUUUAUUGAAGAACAACCAAGAGGAACUUUAGCCAAAGGUCAUUGGCAGUUGCAUUUGGAACCAAGUAUUAACCAUCAUUAUAAAGUUUUUCAAGUAGAACUUUGA
Molecule: messenger RNA, 828 nt
Organism: Auanema sp. JU1783
Lineage: Eukaryota; Metazoa; Nematoda; Chromadorea; Rhabditida; Rhabditidae
Source: the annotation of a GenBank genome assembly